UAUAGAGUGCAUUUCCAGCCCAGUGCCAGAAGCGGCAGAUCCUAGGCAUCUCCUACCGCGUAUUAGGUCUGCCGAAAAACAAGCUCGCCCGAGUGCCAACUUGCCGGCAGUAGCUGACCCUUAAGGUGCAGACGCGAGGACAGGGAAAAGGGGGGUGGGGGGAGAGGGGCGCAGGAAUCGGGACUAAAGACGACUGACUUCCUUGAGAAGAAGACGCGCAUGAAUAGACUUAAGGCAUAAUUCGAAUAAAUACAAAGGACGGGAUGGCAAAAGAGACUAAAGGAAAAGCUGCCAUGCGCAAGUUCAGCGCCUCCCACUGGAGAAUGCAGAGCAUCGCCCAGGAGUCCAUCGACAGCUCCGAUGAGGAGUUUUUCGAUGCCAGAGAGGUGCUGGAGGGAAAGAGUGCAAUGCUGCUGGGGAUGAGCCAGUGGAACUCCAAUGACCUGGUGGAGCAGAUGGAGACGCUGAGCCACAUGGAGCGCUCACAAGAGAGCCUGUACCGUCUGUCUCGCCCUCGCUGUCCCCCACAGAGCAGUAUAGAUGGGCUGGAGGAUAUGGAGAAGAAGUGUAAGACGCACCUGUUGGUUCUGGUGGUCCACGGAGGCAACAUCCUGGACACGGGUGGCGGGGACCCGGGGGCGAAGGCGGGCGACGUGGCGACGCUGGCGUCCGUGCUGGAGAAGGUGGCGCAGGCCCACUUCCAGGCCGCCGCCGAUCACGUGACCAUCAAGCUGGUUCCCUGCCCCGCCGUGUGUGCCGAGGCCUUCUCCCUCGUCUCUAACCUGAACCCGUACAGCUAUGACGAGAGCUGCUUGUCCAGCAGUGUGGACCACCUCCCCCUCGCCGCGCUGCCCCUGCUGGCCAUCGCAGCCCCCCAUUACCAGGACGCCGUGGCGACAGUAAUCGCACGAGCCAACCAGGCCUACCACAGCUUCUUACAGUCCCAGGACGGACAGGGCUUCAUGGGACAGGUGUGCCUGAUUGGUGACUGUGUCGGAGGUGUUCUGUGCUUCGACGCCCUGUGUUUCAGCGGCAACCAGCGACACGGUAGCCCAGGCAACAACAGCAGGAACGACAGCACAGAGAGCUUGAAGGAUAAUUCGGGGCUGCUGGGAGAUGCCAGCCCCAGCCUGAGUUCCAGCAAGCGACUCAGCAAAAGCAACAUCGAUCUCUCUGUGCCCAGCGAGAGCGCCGCCAUCACCAGACGGCCCCUCUGCCGGAAACAGAGCGACUCAUCCCCCAGCCAGCACAGCAUCUUCUUCAGCAGCCUGAUGCAGGAGGAGGAGAGUUCGCGUCCAGGCAAUGGCUCCAGUCUGGUACUAAACCCAGGCCACUUUGACUUUGAGGUCUCUGACUGUUUCCUGCUGGGCUGCCCCUUGGGGCUGGUCCUGGCUAUGAGGAGAACUGUGCUCCCUGCCGUGUCAGCGGCCCAGCUCCGUCCGGCCUGCUCCCAGAUCUUUAACCUGUUUUACCCCUCGGACCCAUCCGCCUCCCGGCUGGAGCCCCUGCUGCACCCCCAUUUCCACCAGCUGCCCCCAUUCGCUGUCCCCCGCUACCAGCGCUCCCCGCUAGGGGACGGCCGAUCCACUCUCAUAGCCGACGCCAUCCACAGCAGCCCCGCGGUGUUCCUGGGAGGGGGCUCCAGAGGUGGGGGCCUGCCUCCCCCCUCCCCCACGGCGGAGAAAGAGGGGGUCGGGCAGCGCAGAGGCAGCCAGGCCAGCAUGGACAGCGAGGCGUUUUCGGAGAGCCAGCUGGCCAGCAGCAUCUCGAACAUCUCUGGGACGUGGUGGGGGUCCAAGCGGCUGGACUACGCUCUGUAUUGCCCAGACGUCCUCACUGCCUUCCCUACUGUGGCGCUGCCCCAUCUCUUCCACGCCUCCUACUGGGAGUCCACUGAUGUCGUGGCCUUCAUUCUCAGACAGGUGAUGCGGUGUGACAGCCUGGCGGCGCGGGAGGCGGACGGUUCUGACUCCGCCCCCUUCUCUCCCUCCAGCCCGCGGGAGAAGUGGCUCCGCAGACGGACCCACGUCAAGCUGCGGAAUGUCACCGCCAAUCACAGAGUGAAUGAUGUCAUCGCGACGGAGGACGGCCCACAGACGCUGGUUGGCAGGUUCAUGUACGGACCGCUGGAUAUGGUGACCCUUACUGGUGAAAAAGUGGAUAUUUUGCUGAUGACACAGCCCCCGUCUGGCCGGUGGGUGUACUUCGACACUGAGGUGACCAAUAGCAGUGGCCGGAUCUCCUACACCGUUCCCCAGAACAAGAGGCUGGCUGUGGGGGUGUACCCCAUCAAAAUGGUGGUCAAGGGCGACCAGACCAGCGCUGAGGCGUACCUGACGGUGCUCCCGCGCGGGAUGGAGUGUGUGGUCUUCAGCAUCGACGGCUCUUUCGCCGCCAGCGUCUCCCUCAUGGGCAGCGACCCCAAGGUCCGCCCGGGAGCUGUGGAUGUCGUUAGGCACUGGCAGGACCUGGGCUACCUGAUCAUCUACAUCACAGGCCGGCCGGACAUGCAGAAGCAGCGUGUGGUGUCCUGGCUGUCCCAGCACAACUUCCCCCAGGGCAUGGUCUUCUUCUCCGAGGGGCUGGUGCACGACCCGCUGCGGCAGAAAACCAUCUUCCUGAGGAACCUGGUGCAGGAGUGUCACAUUAAGAUCAGCGCUGCCUAUGGGUCCAUGAAGGAUAUUUCCGUUUACAACAUGCUGGGCCUGAGUCCUGCUCAGAUCUACAUUGUGGGGAGACCCUCCAAGAAGCACCAGAAUCAGUGCCAGUUCCUGAGCGAGGGGUACGCUUCACACCUCUCCUCCCUGGAGUUUGGGCACAGGGCGCGGUCCAAGAAGACCUCCUCCACUCGGAUGGUCCUCCGCAAGGGUUCCUUCGGCCUGUCGGCCAAGCCGGACUUCCUGUGCAAGCGGACCCACCUGCGCAGGACCAUGUCUGUGCAGCAGCCCGACCCUCCCUCCGCCCCCAACCCCAAACCCGAGCGCGCCCAGAGCCAGCCUGAGUCCGAGCCCAAGGAGCACGGGGCGGGGGCCGGCCCAGGUGGGGUGCACGGAGUCUGGGCACGCGGGAACACUCUCCGGGGGGACACCACACCCUGACGGAGGGGAGGGGACCGACACGUGUGACAGGCCAUCCCAGGGUCCAGGACCAACCAAUGGUACCAAAAUGGAACAUAUAUUUAUUUAUUUUGUUAAUUACUUUAUCUAAUUAUUUUAUCUAAUGUGCAAUUAAAUGAAUGACCCAUGAAAUGCUGUGGACAUGGAGGGCCUUUGUUUAAAACAAAGUAUUUUGUGAGGGUUUAUUUAUCUAGAGUUGAGACUUUGAAACCCAGAUGUCCCUGUUUGAAACCCCAGAAUUGCCUCAGUGUUAGCAAAUAGACCACUAAAUCCAACCCUGUGGAUGCACACCUCAGGCACUUUUUCCUCUGUCCCUUGAAGAAAGAUCAGACUCCACAAGAUACAAAGAGAGGAAGAGAAACAGAAAGGAGGAAGAGAUGAGAUCGAAACAAGAAGACUGAAAAUAAAUAUCCUCUCGAGAACAUUUUACAGGGUUGUAAUGUUGGAGUGUACCACUGGAGAGAGAGAGAGAGAGAGGGAGUCAGACUUAUUGGCCUAAAACCCAGCUCUUUCCCCCACACAACCUGCCCUGCAGACAGAAGGCACUGCUGACUACCUGCAAUAAUAGUCUCCUGUACAUAAAUAUAUGUAUAUAUGUAUAUAUUUUAAAGAAGGGUUACUCCUCUCUGUGGCUGUUGCUCCUGGGUUCACUUUAUGAACAUGAACUUGUUAUUGUGUUGGGCUGAGCUUUGUGCAUCUGCUAGGUCAAGAGGGCAUUGUACAAUAAAUGGACUUCCCCCAGUGGACGUGAAGUGUCCCGAUCUCACACCCUCAGGCCCUUGGGUUUUCAGUGUGAGGCGCCACGCUGGUAUUUGUGUCAGCAGUCUCGCCUCCGUUCCGUCAUUUCAAACACUUCAACACAAUCCUGAUCGUUACCACGCAAGGAAACUCCUUGAGCACUGUAUGAGCACUGAGUGUUAUCCACUCAAUUGACUUGGAGGAUUUAUUUUUACAUUUUUGGAUUUCCAAAGUGGACAUCAACGGAGUUUAAAAGAACAAUAUGACAUGUUAGGAAACAAAAUAUGCCAUCCACAGGAAGUGCAGUCAAAGCAAGUCAUGAAGUGACAACAAUGUUUCUUUCAUGUAGGUAAUACAGGUACGUGGAAUACAGAAUACCUGAAAACCUCUGUAAUGCUGGUGUUUGUCACAAAGAAGUUCAAGAUGAACUGCACUGUGCCUCUGCAUUGGAAGGGAAUGUGUUCGGCAAUAGGUGGGGCAGACACUUUCGAAGGAACAGCUGUAAAGCUGAAAACCGAAUUUUUGGCCGUAUGUAGCUCAUGGACAGUUUGAAUCCUUACUGCAGCGCUACUCAACUCCACGUCCUGUGGGCCAUAGCAUCUGCUACACCACCUUGUUUCACUAAUUAGUUUUUCUGAACAAAGCAGGCAAAAUAAUUAGUGAAAUCUGGUGGUGUCGCGUACAGUAGGAGCAAAUGCCUGCAGACACUGCGGCCCUCAGGGCGAGGAGUUGAGCAGUGCUGCCUUACUGCGUUAUGCUUAGUUCCUUCUGGGGGCAGGGCAGGGAGGAGGGGGUAGGCUGGCUGCAUUCAGCACCUCCUGUUCGUUCACUUAUUUUUCUAUGAGGAAACCCCCUGUACAUACCUGUCUAUAUUUGAACACAAAGGUGUUUUUGAAGUGGUGUUUAACUUGUCGUCAAACUGAUAUUUUUGCCUUAAACAGUGUUUUGAUGUGCAGGAAGUACAAAGUCAACAUGUUAUUAUCCUUAUUGCUUGACCAAAGUCUUAGUUUUACCUCCAUGGAAGAUUGCAGUGCAUCCUUGAAACAAUAUUUUUCUGUAUUUCAUGUUCUUACAUGUGAGGUAUAUACAGUAUAGUCUAUAUGAAUAAAUUUACACUUGUGUGUUUACAAACCAAUAGUUAUUUAUAUAGGAGCCACUUUGACUGAUGCAUUAAGUAACGGUGGCCGACAGCAAGCGGUGUAAACGUGAAUGUAUUCCUGUCUGUUUAAAUGUUUUAUCUCUAUAUUCGUUUUAUAAUGACAGUGAAAGCUGAAACAUACAUGUUGGUCGUUAUAUACAUACAAAUAUACACAUGAAAUAUUUAAGAAAUUGAUACUCAUCUGUCCAGAUACAGAAGCUUAAAGGUCUCAAAUGCUAUUCUGAGGCAAACAUUUAUUUAUAAAGUACAUUAGUACAAUGUAAAUUCCAUUAGGGUGGUUUCGUUUUAAGUUCUGUUCCUCUGAACAUUGCCUCCCUUCUUGACUUACUGGGUGAGGACAGAAAGCAGGUCGGUGUAUUGCUGUACUGAGCCACCCUGUUACUUAGCGUUCUCAGUUAUGAAUAUAGGAACCCAACCUGUAGCUCAAGCAGGACUAAAUAGAUUUGAUUCCAUGUUAUUCCAGGGUUGCAAUGGAGAAAGGGGUGGGGAGGAGGAAGCAUAAAUCUGUUCAUGCAUGGAUUUUCUCUUCUACUUAAGACUGCUGAUCCUGAUAAUGGUGUUAUAUGGGUUUCAAAAUGUCAUCUGGGACGUACUUUAAAAUCAAAUGGACGCUCUACCGAUGUAGGUUACCUGUGCUGGAUUGAGAAAUAUUGGUUUGUACACUAUGGUGCGGAAUUUAAUUGUGAAUUGGUUUUCAAUAGAAAUACUUCAAUAAAAGAAAAGGGAACACAA
Molecule: messenger RNA, 5745 nt
Organism: Conger conger (European conger)
Lineage: Eukaryota; Metazoa; Chordata; Actinopteri; Anguilliformes; Congridae
Product: membrane-associated phosphatidylinositol transfer protein 3-like
Exons: 20
Coding region: 264-3098 (944 amino acids)
Biological process (GO): phospholipid transport
Cellular component (GO): cytoplasm
Molecular function (GO): metal ion binding; phosphatidylcholine binding; phosphatidylinositol transfer activity
Source: RefSeq, a predicted model, not a curated record